AAAAAACUAACCCCUAUUCUCUAAAUUGGGAAGAAAAAUAAAAAGAAAAAUUAAAGAAGUUGUUAAAGAACAAAUAGAAAAAUGACCCGAGCAUCCAAGAGAAAAUCAGAUCAUCAAAGCUCUGCAUCUGUCAAAAAUGCCCGCAUGGAUUUUGUUCGUUCUGCAUCGAGUAAAGCUACAACAAAGGUGCAGGAACGUAUUGAUGAACUUUACACCAAAUAUGCUAAUAAAUUGUCAAGCAUGAUUGACCCAGAAGGGAUUGAGGCACUAUGCUCUGAUUUAGAGGUGGAUUAUACGGAUGUCAGGAUUUUGAUGCUUGCGUGGAAAAUGAACGCUCAAAAGCAGGGAUAUUUUACUCAGGAUGAGUGGCGAAGAGGCUUGAAAGCCCUUCGAGUUGAUACUGUUAAUAAAUUGAAGAAAACAUUGCCAGAAUUGGAGGAAGAGGUCCUGAAAUCAGAGAACUUUGAGGACUUUUAUAAAUUUGCUUUCCGUUACUGCUUAACAGAAGAGAAGCAAAAGUGCCUAGACAUUGAGAGCGCCUGCAUAUUAAUAGAGCUGGUUUUGGGGUUCCAAUAUCAGCCCCAGGUCGAUUCAUUCAUUGCAUUUCUUAAGACCCAGAGUGACUACAAGGUAUUGAACAUGGAUCAGUGGACAAACUUCCUACGAUUUUGCCAAGAGAUAAGCUUUCCAGACCUUCAGAAUUAUGAUACCUGUGAAGCUUGGCCUUUGCUUCUCGAUAAUUUCGUUGAUUGGAUGAAACAGAAAGCAAAUGUGAUCCCUGAUUGAGCCUGGAAAUGCUUGAUCAAUUUUGUAUAAGGUAAUCCCGAAGCUUGAGCUUCCCUUUCCUGUAUGCACCCAAAACUUGAUGUUUAGAGAAAAAGGGUGGAGGAGUGUUCACUUGUUGAUUCACUGUAAAUCAGUUUCUUGCAACAACAUAUAUCGGUUGCAGGUGAUCCAGAAUCCUAAAUGCUCAACCAGCAUACUUGAAUAGAGUGUACUUUGCAGGCCAUCUGUAUGAUUUUUUAUUACUUCAAACAUGUUCACUUUUUUCAUCUUUGGCUUCUUAGUUUUUGUAUUUUAUUCAUCAACUGGUGGCAGCAGAUAAACAUCGCUUAUCAUUUUUUUUUAU
Molecule: messenger RNA, 1129 nt
Organism: Sesamum indicum (sesame)
Lineage: Eukaryota; Viridiplantae; Streptophyta; Magnoliopsida; Lamiales; Pedaliaceae
Biological process (GO): protein neddylation
Cellular component (GO): ubiquitin ligase complex
Molecular function (GO): ubiquitin-like protein binding; ubiquitin conjugating enzyme binding; cullin family protein binding
Source: RefSeq, a predicted model, not a curated record